Molecule: messenger RNA, 3902 nt
Organism: Platichthys flesus (European flounder)
Lineage: Eukaryota; Metazoa; Chordata; Actinopteri; Pleuronectiformes; Pleuronectidae
Gene: gys1
Product: glycogen synthase 1 (muscle)
Exons: 16
Coding region: 655-2781 (708 amino acids)
Biological process (GO): glycogen biosynthetic process
Cellular component (GO): cytoplasm
Molecular function (GO): alpha-1,4-glucan glucosyltransferase (UDP-glucose donor) activity
Source: RefSeq, a predicted model, not a curated record
AGAGCUGUUUGAAUUCAGAUUAAAAUGAUCUGAUGUGUCAGUGGUUCUGGUUUUCUGAUAUAUCAGGUUUUGGUGGUGAUUGACUGAAAGUCGUAAAAUGAGUGUUUCAAUUUUAACCACUUCUAUCAGUAGCAGCUCAGCACGGCCACUUUGGACUUCUCAUGAGCAAGGUACACUCAGAUAAAAUGUCUAUUGGGUUGCUGUACAGGUAGAAACACAUUCCUCUAUGUCAGUUUGUCAGUGUGUUGCCCAAUUUGCCUUCUCUGUUGUGGUUUUAUGGGAUUGUGACAUAUUUGUACACAUCAGCAAGUAAGCGGCUGGAUCAUGUUUGUACCUGAUCAAUGCUCUUAUCUGUGGUUUAACCUUUUCUGGCUCCUGGUAUUAAAUCAGAAAUGGUGAAAUGGGACGUGAGUCAGUCAGUGAACCAAUGGGAACCAUUUCUGGUUCAGUCAGUCACGAGCAGGAUCAGGUGUGAGCAGAAUCUUCUGACAUCCCGACUUCUUUGGAAGCCAAUCAUUGUGCGUGUUGUGAGUCGUUGCUCGUGAGUCAGGAGCAACGACUCCUCUCCUAUGCUUUAUAAUGUCUCCACUGCUGAUGGGCGGAUACUGAGCUUCUCUUGCAGUCUUCUCACAGUGGACCCCUGGUGCAGAAACCAUGCCGCUGGCUCGCAGCCUAUCUGUCACGUCCCUCUCAGGACUGGAGGAGUGGGACGAGGAGUUUGAUUUGGAGGAUGCUGUCCUUUUUGAAAUCGCCUGGGAGGUUGCUAACAAAGUUGGAGGCAUCUACACCGUCAUCCAGACCAAAGCCCGUAUGACCUCAGAGGAAUGGGGGGAGAACUAUUUCCUGGUCGGGCCCUACGUGGAAAGCAACGUGCGCACUCAGGUGGAGCUGAUCGAGCCCACUAACCCUGCACUGAAGAGAACCAUUGACAAGAUGAACUCCAGUGGGUGUAAGGUCUACUUCGGGCGCUGGCUCAUCGAGGGCAGUCCCUAUGUUGUUCUGAUUGAUGUUGCGUUCACUGCCUGGUCGCUGGACCGGUGGAAGAGCGAGCUGUGGGAGCUCUGUGACAUCGGCGUGCCGUGGUUCGACCGCGAGGCCAACGACGCCGUGCUGUUCGGCUUCCUGACAGCCUGGCUGCUGGGAGAGUACGCCGCUCAGAGUGAGGAGCCUCCACACAUCGUGGCACAUUUCCAUGAAUGGUUGGCCGGCCUGGGCCUGGUGUUGUGUAGACACAGAAAGCUGCCGGUUGCGACCAUCUUCACGACUCACGCUACGCUGCUGGGCCGAUACCUGUGUGCUGGAAAUGUGGACUUCUACAACAAAAUCGAAGACUUCAACUUGGACAAGGAAGCAGGCGACAGGCAGAUCUACCAUCGCUACUGUUUGGAGCGGUCGGCCGCCCACUGUGCUCACGUCUUCACCACUGUGUCACACAUCACAGCCGUUGAGGCCGAGCACCUGCUCAUGAGGAAACCAGACAUCAUAACUCCCAACGGGCUCAAUGUGAAGAAGUUCUCAGCCAUGCACGAGUUUCAAAAUCUCCACGCUCAGAGCAAGAACCGGAUUCAGGAGUUCAUCAGGGGACAUUUCUACGGGCACCUGGACUUCAACCUGGACAAGUGUUUGUUCCUCUUCAUCGCUGGAAGGUACGAGUUCUCCAACAAAGGAGCCGACAUCUUCUUGGAGGCUUUAGCCAGACUCAACUAUCUACUGAGGGUCAACCACAGCGAUGUGACGGUCAUCGCCUUCUUCAUCAUGCCAGCUCGGACAAACAACUUCAACGUGGAGACGUUAAAGGGCCAGGCAGUCAGGAAACAGCUCUGGGAUACUGCUCAGACUGUGAAGGAACGCUUCGGAAAGAAACUUUACGACUCACUUCUUGUUGGGCAGCUGCCAGACAUAUCAAAGAUGCUGGACAAGGAGGAUUUCACCAUAAUGAAGCGUGCCAUCUUUGCGACCCAGAGACAGUGCCAGCCUCCAAUCUGCACCCAUAACAUGCUGGAGGACAGCAGCGACCCCAUCCUCAACUGUGUCCGCCGCAUCGGCCUUUUCAACAGCUCUGCUGACCGUGUCAAGAUCAUUUUCCAUCCAGAGUUCCUCUCGUCCACCUCUCCUUUACUGCCCAUGGAUUAUGAGGAGUUUGUCAGAGGCUGCCACCUCGGCGUCUUUCCUUCUUACUACGAGCCUUGGGGCUACACACCUGCCGAGUGCACGGUCAUGGGAAUCCCAUCGAUCUCGACUAACCUGUCAGGCUUUGGCUGUUUCAUGGAGGAACACAUAGCGGACCCCUCGGCGUAUGGUAUUUACAUCCUGGACAGGCGGCAUCGGGGGGUCGAUGAGUCGUGUAACCAGCUCACCUCCUUCCUGUUCCAGUUCUGCAAGCAGAGCCGGCGCCAGCGGAUCAUCCAGAGGAACCGCACCGAGCGCCUCAGUGACCUCUUGGAUUGGAAAUACCUCGGCAGGUACUAUGUAGCAGCUCGUCAUAUGGCCCUGGCUAAAGCCUUCCCUGACACUUACCUGUAUGAACCUCAAGAGUCAACCUCAACCUCAGGCUUCCGUUACCCGCGACCUGCCUCCGUGCCGCCAUCUCCUGCUCUGUCCCGCCACUCCUCCCCGCACCACAGCGAGGCCGAGGACAACGAUGAAGACGAGCGCUACGACGAGGACCUGGAGGCGGAGAAGGACCGCGUGAACAUCCGCCAGCCCUUCACCCUGCCAGUCAAAAAACCAUCUCCUGCAGGCUCUGGGGCCAACGGGUCCAGCAAUGGUGCCUCGGAUUAGACAAACUGAGACACACACCCUCACACGUAACUACAGUCAUCAAUGUACUCACAGACGUAUUAGAUGAGGAAAGCUGUAAAUGCGAGGGGUACAUUUAAUAUUGGCUUGACGUGAAAAGCUGUAUUUGUGUCAGUGUCUUCCCAAACUGUGCAUACCUCAAAAUUUCCAAUAAUCUGUCAGUUUGAUUUGCUUUGGAUUUUUUUCUCAGUUACACCAGCAGGGAAAGCAGUGGUUUGCUCUGUGGAGAAAAUACAGCAGCAAGAAAAGAGCCAAUCAACAGCUCAACAUGCAAAAAAAAUCAAUAAAAAAGAGUCAGGAUUGCUGGAUUUUGUAGAUUACUAACACUGGAUAACACCGAUAGGUCGAAAUCAUGGAGAAAAAUAGCGUAGGAUUAUUAUGAGUCUCUGGAGGAGGGUUUUAAAAUCCUGCGUGAACGGUCGGUCGGAGCAGAACUCUCCUUUUUACCAGCUUGUCAUCUUCCACAUUGAAAGCAGGAUCGGCUACUUUCCAGGUAAUAGACGGUGUCUGUUGUUGUGAGGACCCACAAGUAGCAGCCAUUCUUUUUACCCGUGUUUGGCUUAAAUGUGUGAUGGUAAUUCAGUGCUUCAAUCUCCACUGUUUUAUAGUAGCAUAUUGUUCUGUCUUUGUAAUGCCUUGUUUACCACGAGACCUCCCAGAAUGGAAACAUAAUGGAAAAAGCACACAAACGCAACAUUGCACGAAUUGUGUCUGUGUGUUUUCAUUUUGUUUCCGUGCCUUAUUGUAUCACAGCCUUUCAGUGACGAUCAUCGAUGACCGACCUCACACUCCCGUGUAUGUCUGUGUGUGUGUGUGUGUGUGUGCUUUUUGUGGGGGGGGUGGAUACUCCUGGAUUUGCUUGUUUCCGAACGUAUUUAUUUGUGAAAGGAAAAGAGAAGAGAAAAACUGUGUCCUGUUGUGGCGGCCAUGUUUCUCAUGUGAGAGACAUGAGACGACUGGAGGAGCUUGAGUACGUAUUCACUGUUUGUUAUGGAAGAAGGAAAAUUGUUUUACCAGCAUAUACGCCGCACUUCCUGUAACAGUUUUAUCAUUCACAACAUGCACCAGAUGAACUUCUAAUAAAGUUUGAAUAUAUAUGUGUA